GCCCAACUCCUGUCAUACUACGUACACGUUUUACAGCCACCCGUUAAACAUCCAGAGCGUUAAAGCUGAAGCAACAACCUGCGGAGUACCUAAAGUACCUACUGAACUAUUCUUGGGAGGUAUAGGGGCCAAGUCGACUUUCAUGUAGCUUCACCAGCACAGCACGGAAACCUCGUUCCCAUAUAGCCUUCUUCUCUCCGACUCUACCCCGUCCCGAGAAUCCUCGCCCCUAAUGCUUCGAGGCUACCCUCGCGAGAGCUGUCAAAAUGUCUGAACCUGUGGUCAAUGGCUCCAGCUCUGGCCCCCCCGAACUCGAUUUGCGUGUCACACAGGCUGCGUUGGCAUCUUCGUCGACUUCCAGCAGAAUCUCCUGCUUGCGCCUCUUGGAUGAAAGGAUCUGCCAAAAGGAAAUCAACCCGUCCCUCACUCCCAAGCUUCUCCAGCUGCUUUUCCAUACUCAUGACCUCUACGUCGACCGUCAGUCAAGACUCGCCGUACAAAAAUGUCUACUCUCUUUGAUAUACGGCGGCCUCGAGUCCGAAUCCCUUCGUCGCUUCGUCGCCAUAUUGAAUGCCGAGUCGCAGAAGCCCGGAAUCGCGCCAGGUAGUGCAUUCGCCCUCGUCGAGUGGUGUAGCAUUCUCAUCCAGGGCCUCGCCGGAUCCCCCACCUGGCGCACCUUGUCAUCCGACGUACUGCUUGCGAACGCAGAUGCCCUGGAAAAGUGCGUCCGAUCGCGUUCGAAGAGCAGCAUCGCCCGUUCCGCCAUUACACUUACUAGGAGAGCGUUCCGCAAACUGCUAUCGGACCGGGAUUUGGAUGCGCUCUCAGACACCAUCCGUGACGCUGUCCAACUUCUCACAGCCAAGGGUUCCCAACCGACCGCCAAGAAUGCCAUCCUUCUCGGAGUCUUAGCUGGUGUUGCCUCGCGGAAACCGGCUGCCAAACCAAUCUUGCAGGACUUGACAAGUUCGUACCUCAGCUUCUACACGAGGGAGAUUGUUGGGUCCCGGUCAGCCGUUCCGGAACACGUGGCCUCUGGGUUGGCUGAUUUCUUCCACGACUUUAUCACCCUCGAACAGUUCGCCAAGGAGGUCGUCCCGCCCUUGGAAAAGGGACUGCUUCGAGCCCCUGAGGUUUUGCUCGGCAGCGUCAUCACUCCCUUAAUCCGCUCUCUCCCCGAAAGUUAUGAUCUCUCCCAGCUUCUGAGUGGCCAUCUCCUGAAGCCACUUCUAUCUCAAGUCAAGUCGAGCAAUGCGGCUAUCCGGACAGGCGCCGUCAAUGCCUUUUCCCUCAUGGUUUCUCGCAGUCACCAGACCGAAGCCGUCGACGCAAUCUUGGAUGAGAUAUUAUUGCCCCUCAAGGGCGGGAAAUUACCUUCCGCAGAUCACAGGAUUCUUCAUUGCGAGAUGCUACAGGCCCUCCCACUGUCCGGGGCCGUUGCUGAGAAGAUCGUCACCGCGCUGGCUGCCGUUACAGCCAAGGAAGGAAGCGAGGCUGCCGUUGGAUCCGAGACUUCAGCCCUCGCUAGCUCGUGCGCCUUCCUCCUCGCGGCAGAUGUUAAGCUAGGUAAGCCUGUGGCCGAUGCCUUCAUUAAAGGCUUGUCGGAUAAGAAGCUCGCACAUCGCCGUUUCUGGAUACUGCGCACUGGACAAGUCCUGGACACCACCCGGACCGGAAACGUACCACCUGCACUAUCCGAGUUCGCAGAGGCCGUUCUCCCAAAGCUCAUCGACACGUACCAUGAAGUGGUUGCCAACUCUACUCUGGCAGCCCAGAACAACAUCACCAUCGGCGCGUACGUUGUCGUGGCUCUUGCACCAUCGUACCAGAACGGCGCCUCGGAUAAAGUCAAGACCGCGUUGGCCAGCUUGUCGAUUCCGCAACAAUGCCUCACGUUGGACCCUAAGCCCUCCUUUCUCUUAAAUCCUCGCGUCUUCGGCAAACUGGCCGCGGAGGAGGAUUUCUCUUGGAUGUGCAGGGCCGUCAGGUCCGUGGCCCCAUUCAUUCUUGCUUCGACGCCAAACCCCAUCCGGGUUGCCUGGGCGGAGGCGUUCAUGUACUUGAUCUGCUCCUCCGUCGUUACGCCUCAAUUUCGACAGCGGGCCUGGAGGAGCCUUUCCAAUGCCUAUGUGUCUAGUCCCGUCGGCGUUUCCGAGGCUGUGAUCGAUGCUUCGUGGCACUGGCUUGCCGCGGUCGAGACUGGCGAAAAGGACACGGCUGCCGCAGUUGCGAAGACGGGAGACCGCCACAUCCACCUGGUGCUAAGAGCCAUCUGCUUGACGCCAAAAGAGUGGGCCGAGGAAGGUCAAACUCUUGACGACGAGCAGCUGGAGCGCCAGCUAUGCGCAUUGCUCGUUCUCGCUCGGCCGGAUCUGGUUCCACGCGCCAGUUGGAUAGAUUUCUGCUUGCGGACUGAAAAGGACCCAGGGAAGCUCGCCGGCAAGUACGGAGAUGCGCUCAUCGACGAGAUACUCGGCAAAACCACCGUCCAGCAAACCUCAGACCCGGUGAGAAGAGCAGCAUAUAACGCAGCUGCCGAACUGGCGUUUAUUGCCCCCGAGGAAAUGACACCCAGAGUCGUCAAGGUUAUCCAGCACGACCUAGCAACGGAGGGAUUCGAAAAUAUAGGCCCUCUAGAGGCCGCGAUUUCCCGCACGCCGGAAGGGACCACAUUUGUAGACGUCCUUUCGAAGAAAUCGCAGAACGCCCUUCCCGACAAGAAUGACAAAGACUACGACAUCCUGAAAUGGGAAGCCGAAUUGAGAACCCAGCUGGCAGAGAAGAAGGGCCAGCAGAAGAAGCUUACCGCAGACGAGAAGGCCAAAGUCAACGCCCAGCUCAAGAAAGAAGCAGGGAUUCGCCAAUCGGUGCGAUGGAUAGAAGCUAGACUUCUUCGAGGCUUUGGCAUUAUCCGAAGCCUGGCAACUGGGCCCCCGACUGAGGCCGUCCUGUGGACUGGCCCUGUCGUCAGAGCCCUCCUUGACGUUAUAGACGCAGGCUCCAGUCUUCUUACGGGAAAUGAGGCGGCCGUUGCCUUCCUCACUUGCUCCGAGAGACUAUCCCAUCGCCUCGGGCCUAUGCGGCCCUUCGUGGGCGCGGCUGCACUUCGUGCCCGGGGUGUCACCGCCCUACCCGAAUCAUAUCAAGAAGAGCCCGUUGGGGAUUUGGUAGCCAGGGUGCUAUACCGUCUGCGCUUUGCGGCGGAGCAGCGGCCCUUCGACACCGUUUCGCUCAUCUACAUCCUGCCGCUCAUCUUUGCCGUGCUUGACACAGGUGGCCUCGGUUCGACUACAGACGAUCGGGACACGCAGUUAGUCCUGGUAUUCGAGUUCCUCGGCUUUCAUACCCAUGGUCUCGCGGACGAAUCGACACCGAGAGCUGAAGUCUUGUCUGUUUUGAUUUCGUCCAUGCAACAGUACACGCAACUUUUCAAGGUCAUUAAAGACUGCUUCACCGAUGCAUGUCGAUGCAUAGCCCCCAAUAUUUCUCAUGCUGAGGUUGGCGUCCUGGCUCGAGGCUGUCUCGUACCCCAAGUCCCCGUAAGGACCGCUGUACUCCAGUCCAUCUGCGCAGAUGUCGAUAUGAGCGAGGGAAUAUUUUCGGCCGAGAUUUGGCUUGCUUGCCACGACGAUGUGCCGGACAAUGCCGAGCUUGCCCGCGAGAUCUGGGAGGAGGGCUUUGAGAUUGCCGAAGACCUUGGUUUUCAAAUGCUGCCCUAUCUAUCCAGCAAGGAUCCACAGCUGCGGCGGGCUGCGGCGCGGUCAGUGGCUGAAGCCUGCGACACUCAUCGUUCCGCCAUUGACCUUAUGAUCACAAAGCUGAAAGACAUCUAUGCCGAGCUCGCCAAACCUGCUGUGCAGCUGCUGGAUGAGUAUGGAAUGUUCAAGAAGAUGGAUCUUUCUGACCCGUGGUAUGGACGCCAUGGCGUAGGGUCGGCUUUUAAGGAGCUCGCGCCUUUGUUGGCAAAGGAACAACUCGCCACAUUCUUCGAUUUCUUGAUCGCCGGAGGUCCGCUCGGCGACCAAAACGCAUCCGUACGCGAAGCCAUGCUCAGCGCAGCAAUAGAGGCCAUCGACGUGCACGGUAAGAUCAUCGUGGACCGGCUGAUGGAGGUUUUCGAGAAGACGCUGGAGAGCCCAAGUCGAGACACCGAAGCCUCCGACAGAGUUAAUGAAGCCGUGGUCAUCAUGUACGGCGCUCUGGGUAAACAUCUCGAGAAGGGCGAUUCGAAGAUCCCCGUGGUCAUUCAACGACUGCUGGCCACCUUGAGCACGCCAUCUGAAACUGUUCAGUACGCGAUUGCUGAAUGCCUCCCUCCACUGAUCAAAUCACGGGGCGACCAGGCUUCCCAGUACUUCCAGCAGGUCCUUGAGACUCUGCUCACUUCCAAGAAGUACCCUGAGCAAAGAGGAGCGGCAUACGGACUAGCCGGCUUAGUACGGGGACGCGGUAUAUCGUCUCUCAAGGACUACCGCAUCUUGACGACGAUCAAGGGGGCCAUAGAGAACAAGAAGGAUGCGAACCAACGAGAAUCUGGGCUGAUGGCAUAUGAACUCCUCUCGUCUCUUCUCGGUCGAAUCUUCGAGCCCUACGUCAUUCAGAUCGUUCCUCAGCUGCUUACGGGUUUCGGCGACGGCAAUGCAAAUGUUCGAGAAGCGUGCCUUGCUGCCGCCAAGUCCUGCUUUGCCACGCUGAGCUCGUAUGGUGUCAAGCAAAUCCUCCCAACGCUGCUUAGCGGUCUUGACGACCAGCAGUGGCGGAGCAAAAAGGGUGCCUGCGACCUCCUGGGUGCCAUGGCUUACCUUGACCCCCAGCAGUUGGCCCUAAGCCUUCCGGACAUUAUCCCUCCCCUGACCGCGGUGCUCAACGAUAGUCACAAGGAAGUUCGAGCCGCAGGCAACAAGAGCUUGAAGCGAUUCGGCGAAGUCAUCAAUAACCCAGAAGUCAAGGGCCUGGUCGACAUUCUCUUGAAGGCUCUGAGCGACCCUACCAAGUACACCGACGAUGCCCUUGACUCUCUGAUCAAAGUCCAGUUCGUUCAUUAUCUCGAUGCACCAUCUCUUGCACUUGUUACUCGCAUUCUACAGCGCGGUCUGGGGGAAAGGUCCAACACGAAGCGCAAGGCUGCCCAGGUCAUUGGCAGUCUAGCCCACUUGACCGAGAGGAAAGACCUGAUUGCCCAUCUUCCGGUCCUUGUGGCCGGACUGAAGCUUGCCAUCGUCGACCCAGUUCCGACAACACGAGCAACGGCGUCCAGAGCUCUCGGUUCACUCGUGGAGAAGUUGGGAGAGGAAUCGUUGCCUGACCUGAUUCCCGGUCUGAUGCAGACACUCAGAGAGGACACGGGAGCGGGAGACCGUCUAGGGUCGGCUCAGGCACUCAGCGAGGUCCUCGCCGGUCUUGGGACGACCAGAUUGGAAGAGACACUGCCCACAAUACUGCAGAAUGUCGAGUCGCCCAAGCCCAGCGUUCGGGAGGGCUUCAUGUCGCUUUUCAUAUUCCUUCCCGUAUGCUUUGGCAACAGCUUUGCCAGCUACCUCGGACGAAUCAUCCCCCCUAUUCUAUCAGGUCUCGCCGAUGACGUCGAAUCGAUCCGUGAGACAGCGCUUCGUGCUGGCCGUCUGCUCGUCAAGAACUUUGCAAUGAGGGCCGUGGAUCUAUUGCUGCCGGAGCUUGAACGAGGCCUGGCCGAUGACAGCUACCGCAUCCGCCUCAGCUCUGUCGAGCUUGUCGGCGAUCUGCUCUUCAAUCUCACCGGAAUCAGCGGAAACGCGGAGCCUGAAGACGAGGAGGAGAUGGCCAAGGAAGCUGGCGCAUCGCUUCGUGAGGUGCUUGGGGAUGACAAGCGUAACAGAAUCCUCUCCGCCCUUUAUGUUUGCCGGUGCGAUACCGCGGGCGCCGUUCGCUCCGCCGCCAUCAGCGUGUGGAAGGCCCUCGUCUCCAGUCCCCGCACGCUCAAGGAGCUCGUGCCUACCCUUACGCAGCUACUCAUUCGUCGGCUUGGCAGCUCGAAUAUGGAGCACAAGGUCAUCGCCAGCAACGCCCUUGGAGAGCUGAUCCGCAAAGCUGGGGAUGGUGUCUUAUCGACCCUCCUGCCGACGUUGGAGGAUGGCCUUCAGACCUCGACAGAUACGGAUUCCAAGCAAGGCAUCUGUCUCGCACUCAAAGAGCUCAUUUCAUCUGCGUCCGAGGAAGCGUUGGAAGAUCACGAGAAGACUCUCAUAUCCGUCGUUCGGACCGCGCUAAUCGACUCCGACGCCGGUGUGCGUGAAGCCGCCGCUGAAGCUUUCGAUUCAUUACAGCAAAUCCUCGGCAAGAAGGCUGUGGAUCAGGUGCUGCCGUAUCUCCUCAACCUGCUGCGUUCCGAAGACAAGGCCGACAACGCGUUGCAUGCCCUCCUCACUCUCCUGACGGAAACUACCCGCUCAAACGUCAUUCUACCCAACCUGAUCCCUACUCUCAUCACCCCUCCUAUCACUUCAUUUGAUGCCAAGGCUCUCGCUUCCCUGUCGAAGGUCGCUGGAGCUGCCAUGAACAGACGACUGCCCAACAUUAUCAACUCCCUCCUUGAUAAUAUUAUCAACUGUGAGGACGAGACUUUGAGAAGGGAGCUUGAGGACUCGUUCGACACAGUCGUGCUCUCGAUUGACGAGUAUGACGGACUCAAUACCACGAUGAACGUGCUGCUCCAGCUCACCAGGCACGAAGACCACAAGCGGCGGGCAACCGUUGGUCAACGUCUGGCAAAGUUCUUCGCCGCUGGCGAGGUAGAUUAUUCCAGAUACAAUCCGGACAUUGUUCGGUCUCUUCUUCUGUCAUUCGAUGAUCGAGACUUGGAUGUUGUGAAGUCUUCGUGGUCCGCUCUGAGCGAGUUCACAAAGAAGCUGAAGAAGGAAGAGAUGGAGGCCCUCGUGCCGUCCACUCGUCAGGCACUGCAGCAAGUCGGGAUCCCAGGAACGAAUCUACAGGGCUUCGAACUUCCCAAGGGCAUCAACGCCAUUUUGCCAAUCUUCUUGCAGGGGUUGAUGAACGGCACUCCAGAGCAGCGAACCCAAGCUGCGUUGGCCAUAUCUGACAUUGUCGACCGAACGAGCGAGCAAUCCCUCAAGCCGUUUGUUACUCAGAUCACCGGUCCGCUCAUCCGCGUGGUGUCAGAACGAUCCACCGAAGUCAAAUCUGCUAUCCUGCUUACUCUCAACAACCUGCUUGAGAAGAUGCCCAUCGCCUUGAAACCUUUCCUGCCCCAGCUGCAACGCACGUUCGCGAAAUCCCUUGCCGACACGACGAGUGAACUGCUUCGAGCCAGGGCAGCCAAGGCACUGGGCACCCUCAUCAAGUACACACCGCGCAUCGACCCGCUCAUUGCGGAGCUUGUGACCGGUUGCAAGACGUCUGAUCAGGGGGUCAAGAAGGCUAUGCUCAGUGCAUUGUACGAGGUCAUCAGCAAGGCAGGCGCCAAUAUGGCAGAAACAUCCCGUACGGCUGUAUUGGGGAUUAUUGAUCUGGAUACGCACGAGAACGAUACUGCCAUGACAGCCACGAACGCCAAGUUGUUGGGAGCCUUGAUCAAGAAUGUGCCCGAGGAAUCAGCUACCGCACUCUUGAAGAGUCGAGUCGUCACAAGCCACAUCAGCAGCUCGUCUGUUCUCGCCCUCAACGCCGUCCUAGUAGAAUCACCGGAGAGCUUGUUAGGGAGUCCCCUGGCCGAGGAGCUACCAGACCUGCUCUGCCAGGGAAUGUCAAGCAAGAAUACCUUCAUCGUGGACAAUUGCAUUCUCGGCACAGCAAAAUACCUUCUGUCGGAUUUCCCCAAGUCGUUCGAGUCGAGCAGAAAGAUCUUCGAAAUGAUCGCUAGCAUUAUCCAGCCAGGCCAGCCCACCGACUCGCGACGUCUAGCCCUCGUCGUGGUCCGAACCAUGAGCCGGGUCAAAGCGGACAUGGUUCGACCACACCUACAAAUACUCGCACCUCCCGUAUUUGCUAGCGUCCGCGACCUGGUAAUCCCAGUGAAGCUUGCUGCCGAAGCUGCGUUUGUCAGUCUGUUCAAUGUCGCAGACGAGGAAAGCAAGGUGUUUGAUAAGUUCAUCGAAGGAGCGGACCUGCCACCGAACACGAAGAGGAGCAUGCAGGACUAUUUCAAGCGGGUAGCGUUGAGGUUAGGAGCACAGGCACGGGAGAGAAGGGACGCGGAGGGUGGACAGGGUAGCUUGGGUCUGUCCAAUGACGAGGUUGAAGACGAAAAAGAGAUAUGGAGUGUUGGUAAGGUGGAGACUGGAGAUGACAUUUUUGCUGAGUGAAGGACGAUCACUUUGGUCUGGGAUUAAAAAGCGGCUUUUCAAGCGACGUCGGUCAAGCCAGCCAAGGUACCUAGGUAGGCGCCUCCCUGCCUGGGCUAGAUAUAUACAAGUGAAUAACUUUGGUAUGCACCUGCUAUGAUACAACACUUGGGAUAGCACCAGGUGAGGCGAGGGAUUCGAGCCCAAUUAGUAAGGCAAGUUGGCUCCAAAAAAAUCCUGACUCAUCGGCCGUUGUUCAUGUCGUCAAGAGUCGUCAGAGGGCGGCGAAAAACGGUACCAAUUGUCACGUGAUAUCUCGCUUAGAAGCAAAUCAGGUUUAGCC
Molecule: messenger RNA, 8619 nt
Organism: Sodiomyces alkalinus F11
Lineage: Eukaryota; Fungi; Ascomycota; Sordariomycetes; Glomerellales; Plectosphaerellaceae
Product: translational activator GCN1
Exons: 3
Coding region: 267-8297 (2676 amino acids)
Biological process (GO): regulation of translation; cellular response to amino acid starvation
Cellular component (GO): cytosol
Molecular function (GO): protein kinase regulator activity
Source: RefSeq, a predicted model, not a curated record